GAGGAGGAGGAGGAGGGGGGGCGAGACUGGACUGGACCGGACCGGACCCGGACCGGGAGCGUCGCCGUGGCUCUUUAUAGCCCGCUCUCCUGAGAAGAUGUCCGAGUUUUUCCUGGUCGUUUUUCUAGCCCUGUUCUCGGGAUUAUUUCCGGGCGCCGAACCGUCGGCGGUGUCGGACGAGGGGAGAGGUGCGCAGGAGGUUGUGAUCCGAUGCCCCCUCAAUCACAUACAGUGCAUCGGCACCAAAAAAUGCAUCCAUUUCAACAAGCUCUGCAACGGGGCGAGAGACUGCGAGGACGGCUACGACGAGGGAGUGCACUGCCGAGAGCUCCUGUCAGCCUGCCACGAGCUGCGGUGCCGCUACGGCUGCGUCAUGACGAGAAACGGCACCUUCUGUUUCUGCGCCGAUGGCUUUGAGGUCGGCGAGGACGGCACCAGCUGCAGAGACCAUGAUGAAUGCGCCAUGUACGGCGCAUGCAGCCAAACCUGCACCAACACCUACGGGUCAUACGGAUGCAGCUGCACAGAAGGAUACAUCCUGCAGCCCGACCGGAGAUCCUGCAGAGCCAAACAAGACCCCGGCGACAGCCGUCCGAUGCUACUCAUGGGUGGUUCCGAGCGCAUUGUCAUCACCCAUCUCAACGGCACCGGCCUGCAGCCCCUCAGGUCUCUGAGUGCAAACGGGACGCUGGCGCUGGACUUCCGGCACGACCAGGAGAGCGUGUGCUGGGUUCUGUCCGACGGCGAGUCCUCGGGGCGCCUCCGCUGCGCCGAAACCAGGAACCUGCGCGGGUUCACGCGGGAACAAGAAAUACCAACACAGCAGAGCUUGCAACAUGUGGAGAACAUGGCCAUCGACUGGCUGACGGGCAACUUCUAUUUUUUGGACGGCACCGCAGACAGGAUAUUUGUUUGUAACCACGGCGGGGACACGUGUGUUACUAUCCUACAACUGGACCUGCUAAAUCCUAAAGGAAUAGCUCUGGAUCCUCUAAUGGGGAUGCUCUUCUUCACUGACUACGGGGACGUUGCCAAGGUGGAGCGCUGCAACAUGGACGGCACUAAUCGCACCCGCCUGGUGGAUCAGAACAUCGAGCAGCCCACAGCCGUGGCGCUGGACGUGGUCAGGAAGCUGGUGUACUGGGCAGACGCCUACCUGGAUUACAUCGGCGUGGUGGAUUACCACGGCAGGGACCGGCACACCGUGGUCCACGGGAGCCAAGUAGCAUACAUUUAUGCGUUAGCUGUGUUUGAGGACUACCUUUACGCCACUCAAUCGGACCCCUCCAAAGGGAGUUACCCCGUGGAGCUUCUACGGAUCCACAGGUUCAACAUCACAGCGGAGAGCAGGACAUUAGCGAGCCUGGGGAGUACCAGAGGACUCCGUGUUUACCACAAACUCACCCAGCCGAAAGUCAGGAGUCAAGCGUGCCAAAUGGAUUCAUACGGAAAACCGGGCGGAUGUUCUCAUGUCUGCCUCCUGAGCGGCAGCUACAAGUCCAGAACCUGCCGCUGCCGCACCGGCUACAGCCUCGGCUCCGACGGGCGGUCCUGUAAAAAGCCCAGAAACGAUCUCUUCCUGUUCUACGGUAAGGGGCGUCCAGGGGUCAUCCGAGGUCUGGAUAUGAAUAUAAAGUCAAGCGAUGAGCACAUCGUGCCCAUCGAGGACCUGGUCAACCCUCGAGCAAUCGACUACUACGCAGAAACAGGUCACAUCUACUUUGCUGACACCACCAGUUUCCUGAUCGGGCGACAGAAAAUAGAUGGAAGCAGCAGAGAGACUAUACUCAAAGACGAACUUGACAAUGUUGAAGGCAUCUCAGUCGACUGGAUUGGGAAUAACUUGUAUUGGACCAACGACGGCUACAGGAAGACUAUCAGUGUCGCCAGACUGGAGAGAGCCUCCCAGACCAGGAAGACUCUACUGGAGGGGAAUAUGUCACAUCCCCGGGCCAUCGUGGUUGACCCUCUAAACAGCUGGAUGUACUGGACGGACUGGGAGGAGGACGAGGUCAACGACAGCAUCGGGCGGAUAGAGAAAGCCUGGAUGGACGGAUCCAACCGCCGCAUUUUUGUCACCUCCAACAUGCUGUGGCCUAACGGUCUGACGCUGGACCACAGCACUGGGACCAUGUACUGGUGCGACGCCUACUAUGACCACAUCGAGAAGAUUCAACUCAACGGGACCGGGCGAACGGUGGUGUACAACGGAAAAGAGCUGAACCACCCCUUCGGAAUCUCCCAUUAUCGCAACUUCAUCUUCUGGACGGAGUACAUGAACGCCUCGGUCUUCCAGCUGGACCUGACCACAGGCGACGUCACCCUGCUGCGGAGCGAGAGGCCCCCGCUGUUCGGCCUGCGUGUCUAUGACGCGCCGAGUCAGCAAGGUGACAACGCCUGCAAUGUGAAUUAUGGGGGCUGCGGUACCCUCUGCCUCGCCAUCCCGGGGGGCAGAGUGUGCGCCUGCGCUGACAACCAGCUUCUGGAGAAGAACAAUGUCACCUGUGCAGAAGCCUCCAGCGGCGGCUCGGAGACGCAGCGGUGCAAAAGCGACGAGUUCCUGUGCCACAAUCAACGCUGCGUACGGGCCGCGUGGAAGUGUGACGGAGACGACGACUGUCUGGAUGGAAGCGACGAGGAGAGCCACAGCUGCUACAACCACACCUGUCCCGCUGAUCAGUUUAAAUGCAGCAACAAUCGCUGCAUUCCCAAGCGGUGGCUCUGCGAUGGAACAAACGACUGCGGAAACAACGAGGAUGAGGCCAACGCGACGUGCUCAGCCCGGCCCUGUCAGGCCGACCAGUUCUCGUGCCAGAACGGACGAUGUAUACCUCGAGCCUGGAGCUGUGACCGGGAGGAGGACUGCGGGGACGCGUCCGAUGAAAUAUCAUGCACCUUCCCCACCUGUGAGCCCCUCGUCCAGUUCAGCUGUUCCAACGGCCGAUGCAUCAGUGCGAUGUGGCGCUGCGAUUCGGACGACGACUGCGGCGACGGCAGCGACGAGGUGGGCUGCGUCCGGUCCUGCGCCAACGGCCAGUUCCAGUGCAGCAGCGGGCGCUGCAUCCCGGACCACUGGGCCUGUGACGGGGACAACGACUGCGGCGACUUCAGUGACGAGAACGCCACCUGCAGAGGCGGAUCCGCACUGCUGCCGUCCGUCAUCGAGUGCAGCGCGGAGGAAUUCCACUGCGUCACAGACGGAACCUGCAUCCCGGAGCGCUGGAGGUGCGACGGAGACAAGGACUGCGAGGACGGCAGCGACGAGAAAGGCUGCGAGGGCACCAAACGGAUGUGCGACCCCAAGGCCAAGUUCACCUGCAAGGAUACAGGGAAGUGCAUCACAAAGAGCUGGGUGUGUGAUGGGGACAUCGACUGCGAGGACCGCUCGGACGAAGAGUCCUGCGAGUCGGCCGCCUGCAAGCCCCCCAAGUACCCCUGUGCCAACGACACCUCCGUCUGCCUCACGCCCGAUAAGAUCUGCAACGGCAAAGUGGACUGUGCCGACCGCUCGGAUGAAGGACCCAUCUGCGAUAUGUGUCUGGCAGCCAGAGGCGGCUGCAGCCACCAGUGCACGGUGGCGCCGGGCGAAGGGGUUGUGUGUUUUUGUCCCCCGGGCCUCCACCUGGACUCCAGCAACAAGACGUGCGAAGCCGUGGACUACUGCAGCGGUCACCUGAAGUGCAGCCAGGUGUGCGAGCAGUACAAGACCACAGUGAAGUGCUCCUGUUAUCCCGGAUGGACGCUGGACCCAGACGGAGACAGCUGCCACAGCACAGAUCCCUUUGAGGCUUUCAUCAUUUUCUCCAUCCGGCACGAGAUAAGACGGAUAGACCUUCACAAGCGGGACUACAGCCUGCUGGUGCCGGGACUGAGGAACACCAUCGCGCUAGACUUCCACUUUAAUCACAGCCUCCUUUACUGGACAGAUGUGGUGGAGGAUAAGAUCUACAGAGGAAGGCUCUCGGAGUCGGGCGGGGUGACGGGGAUUGAGGUGGUGGUGCAGCACGGCCUGGCCACGCCCGAGGGCCUCGCCGUGGACUGGAUCACGGGCAAACUCUACUGGAUCGACAGCAAUCUGGACCAAAUCGAGGUGGCCAAGCUCAACGGAGACAUGCGCACCACUCUGAUUGCCGGAGGCAUGGAGCAUCCGCGGGCCAUCGCUCUCGACCCGGGGCAGGGGAUCCUGUUCUGGACGGACUGGGACGCCACGUACCCCCGAAUCGAGGCUGCAUCGAUGAGCGGAGGAGGUCGGCACAUCGUCUUCAAGGAUAUGGAAAUCGGCGCCUGGCCUAAUGGACUGACUCUGGAUCAUUUGGAAAAGAGGAUUGUUUGGACGGACGCACGCUCUGACGCCAUUUUUUCCGCACUCUAUGACGGAAGUGGGGUAAUUGAGAUCCUCAGGGGCCACGAAUACCUGUCCCAUCCUUUUGCUGUGUCUCUCUUUGGAGGCAAUGUGUACUGGACAGACUGGAGGACCAACACUUUGGCGAGGGCCAACAAGUGGACCGGCCGGAAUGUCACCGUCAUCCAGAAGACGAGUGCUCAGCCUUUUGACUUGCAGAUUUUCCACCCUAGCAGACAACCACAAGCCCCCAACCCAUGUGGAGACAAUGAUGGCCGUGGUCCCUGCUCACAUCUGUGCCUCAUCAAUUACAACCGCACUUCGUCCUGCACCUGUCCACACCUCAUGAAGCUUUCAGCCAACAAACAAUCCUGCUUUGGGCUGAAAAGGUUCCUGCUGUACGUGAGGCGGUCUGAAAUCCGGGGUGUGGACAUUGACAACCCUUACAUGAACGUCAUGACAGCGCUAACGGUGCCGGACAUCGACGAUGUCACGGUGGUCGACUACGACGCCAAGGAGGAGAGGAUCUACUGGGCCGACAUCAAAACCCAAACCAUGAAACGGGCCUUCAUCAAUGGCACCCAGCUGGAGACCAUCCUGUCUGCAGACGUAGUGAACUGCCGCGGUCUGGCUCUCGACUGGCUUUCCAGGAACUUAUACUGGCUCAGCUCAGAGAAUGACGAGUCACAGAUCAAUGCGGCUCGCUUUGAUGGCUCCCUGAAGACCUCCAUCAUCCACGGCAUUGAUAAACCAAGGUGCCUUGUCGUGCACCCCGCCAAGGGAAAAAUCUAUUGGACGGACGGCAACACCAUUAACAUGGCCAACAUGGACGGCAGCAACAGCAAGGUGCUCCACCAGAACCAAAAGGACCCUGUAGGUCUCUCGAUCGACCACACGGCCAACAAGCUUUACUGGAUAAGCUCAACCAAUGGCACUAUCAACAGGUGCAAUCUGGAUGGCAAUGGGCUGGAGGUGCUGGAGACUCUGAAGAGGGAGUUAGCCAAAGGCACGGCUCUGGCGGUGAUGGGCAGCAAGCUCUGGUGGGCAGAUGAGGAAUCGGCACAGCUAGGAAUGGUGACCAAGAGGGACGGACAGAACCCUGUGAUCCUGAGAAACAAGACUAGUGGGGUGGUCCAUAUGAAAGUGUACGACAGGGAGGGUCAGAAAGGAAGAAACCAGUGCCAGAUAAACAACGGAGGAUGCUCGCAGCUCUGCUUCCCCACUUCGGAGAGCACCCGUAGCUGCUCCUGCACCGUUGGCUACAACCUGCGUAGCGACCGCAUGUCAUGCGAGGGUGUUGACUCAUUUCUGAUGUAUUCCAUCCACGAGGGAAUCCGGGGCAUCGCUCUGGACCCAAACGACAACACUGAAGCUCUGAUGCCCGUUACAGGGACACUGUUUGCUGUGGGAGUUGACUUCCAUGCAGGAAAUGACACCGUGUACUGGACGGACAUGGGCCUGAACAGGAUAUCGCGGGCCAAACGUGAUCAGACCUGGAGGGAAGACAUCAUUACUACCGGCAUCAGCCGGGUGGAAGGCAUCGCCGUGGACUGGAUCGCCGGAAAUCUGUACUGGACGGACCAUGGUUUCAAUCUAAUAGAAAUCUCUCGUCUGAACGGUGCCUACCGCUCAGUGGUCAUAUCUGAGGGACUGGAUCAGCCGAGGGCCAUCGCUGUGCAUCCACAGAAGGGGUAUCUCUUCUGGACCGAAUGGGGCCAGAACGCCUGCAUAGGCCGCUCCCGCCUGGACGGUUCGGACCAGGUUACCUUGGUCAACUCGGGCAUCAUGUGGCCCAAUGGAAUUUCCAUCGACUACGAGGAAAAUACAUUAUACUGGUGCGACGCUCGCACGGAUAAGAUCGAGAGGAUCAACCUUGAGACGGGGGAGAGCCGAGAGGUUGUGCUGUCAGUGGCCAACGUAGACCUGUUCUCAGUCGCAGUGUUUGGGGCUUACAUCUACUGGUCUGACAGGGCUUAUUCCAACGGUUCAAUACGACGCGCUUUCAAAACCGACACCAGUGACGCGGUGACUCUGAGGAGCGGCCUCGGCGUCAAUUUGAAGGACGUGACGAUCUUCAAUAGAGUCAGAGAAAAAGGCACAAACCCGUGUGCCAGGAGUAACGGAGGCUGCCAGCAGCUGUGCUUCCACCUGGGCAGCGGCCGCCGGACGUGCUCCUGCGCCCACGGCCGCUUGGCAGAGGACGGCUUCGCCUGCGAGCGCUACGAAGGUUACCUGCUCUUCUCGGAGAGGACCAUACUGAAAAGCAUCCACCUCUCCGAUGAGAAUGAUCUCAACUCGCCGGUCCAGCCUUUCGAGAAUCCGGCCUUCUUCAAGAAUGUCAUAGCCCUUGCCUUCGACUACAGCCAGAAGACGGCUCGGACCAACCGCAUCUUUUUCAGCGACGUCCAUUUCGGAAACAUCCAGAUGAUUAACGACGACUGGACGGGGAGAUCUAUUAUUGCAGAAAGUGUGGGUUCAGUCGAGGGUCUGGCCUACCACCAAGCCUGGGACACGCUGUACUGGACGAGCUCCACCACCUCCACCAUCACCAGGCAAACUGUGGACCAGAAACAAGCCGGGGCCCUGAGUCGACAGGCCGUGGUCACUCUCUCGGAGGACGACCAUCCGCACGCCCUGGCCCUGGACGAGUGUCAAAGCCUGAUGUUUUGGACCAACUGGAAUGAGCAGAGGCCCAGCAUCAUGAGAUCCACCUUAGCAGGCAAGAACAUGAGGAUCAUCGUUGGUUCCGACAUCCUGACACCCAACGGGCUGACUAUCGACCACAGGGCAGAGAAGCUCUACUUUUCCGACGGAACCCUUGGAAAAAUUGAGAGGUGUGACUACGAUGGUUCCAGCAGAUAUGUCGUCGUGAAAUCAGGACCCGGGAACUUCUACGGGCUCGCCAUCUACGCAGAUUUCAUCUACUGGUCGGACUGGACCCGCCGGUCUGUGCUGCGUUCCAACAAGUACACAGGCGGUGACACCAAGGUGCUGCGAGCAGACAUACCCCAUCAACCAAUGGGAAUCAUAGCCGUGGCCCGGGACACCAACGACUGUGAGCUAUCCCAAUGCCGGUACAUGAACGGAGGGUGCGGCGACCUUUGCCUCCUGACGCCGUACGGCAGGGUCAACUGCUCCUGCCGCGGAGAACGCGUGCUGCUGGAGGACAACAGAUGCGUGUCAGAAAAUUCCUCCUGCAACAUUCACACUGAAUUUGAGUGUGGGAAUGGCGAGUGCAUAAACUACCAGCUAACAUGUGAUGGGGCCGCCCACUGCAAAGAUAAAUCGGAUGAGAAGAUGCAAUACUGUGACAACCGGAGCUGUCGGAAGGGUUUCCGACCCUGCUACAACCAACGGUGCGUGGCCAGCAGCCGCUUCUGUGACGGGAUCGAUGACUGUGGGGACAACUCCGACGAAGCCUUCUGCAGCAAUGUCACGUGUGCCUCAUCAGAAUCCUCGUGCAAGGAUGGAAGCUGUGUACCCAGCUCCGCCUGGUGUAACCAGGUCAUUGACUGUGCCGACGCCUCGGAUGAAAAAAGCUGCAACCGCAGCGACUGCUCUCACUUUUACAAGCUGGGGGUGACGGAGAAGGAUUUCAUCAGCUGCAACUCCACCUCGCUGUGCAUCCACCCCACGUGGAUCUGCGACGGGGCCAACGACUGCGGAGACUACGCCGACGAGACGGGCUGCCAGGUCUCCCACGGGCAGAAGUGCGAGGAGGGCCACUUCGCUUGUCCGAGCGGGAACUGCAUCUCCAGCGUGUGGCUGUGCGACGGCCAAAAAGACUGCGAAGACGGAGCGGACGAAUUCCAGUGCGACUCGUCGUGCUUGUGGAACCAGUUUGCCUGCUCAAAGAACAAGUGCAUAGCCAAGCAGUGGCUGUGUGACGGAGAGAACGACUGUGAGGACGGCCUCGACGAGAGCGCGCAGAUCUGUGGCUCAGUGACAUGUGCUCCAGGGCUGUUCAGCUGCCCGGGGUCGUAUGCCUGUGUCCCCAAGCGCUGGCUCUGCGACGGCGAGAGGGACUGCCCGGAUGGGAGCGAUGAGCUUUCUGCAGCUGGCUGUGCACCCAACAACACGUGUGACGACAGCUCCUUUCGCUGCCGCAACGGAGCGUGCGUCCCCCGGCGGUUCGCCUGCGACCACGACGACGACUGCGGAGACGCGUCCGACGAGUCGGUGGAAUGUGCCUACCCCUCCUGUGGAUCGGAGGAAUUCCGCUGCGGGGACGGCCGCUGUCUCCUCAGCUCUCAGUGGGAGUGCGACGGCUACGCUGACUGUCCCGACCACUCUGACGAACUACCUCUGAACCUCAAAUGUCUGGCCGCAGGAAGCCUGUGCAAUGGCUCCUUCUUCAUGUGCUCAAACGGACGCUGCAUCUCCGAGGGGAGCCUGUGCGACGGCAGAGACGACUGCGGAGACCAGUCAGACGAGAGGAACUGUAACGUGAACGAAUGCUUGAACCGCAGAGUCAGUGGGUGCACACAGGACUGCCGCGAUCUUCCUGUGGGCUUCAAGUGUAAAUGCUGGCCUGGUUUCCACCUGAAGGAUGAUGGGAAGACGUGCGUGGAUGUCAACGAAUGCUCCGCCACACUUCCUUGCAGCCAGCGCUGCAUCAACACUUACGGCUCCUACAAGUGCCUGUGCGUGGACGGCUACGAGGCCUUGGAGCGCAACCCAGAUACGUGCAAGGCCGUGUCAGCUGAAGAACCUUUUCUCAUAAUGGCCGACCACCGGGAGAUCCGGAAGCUGAGUGUGGAUGGUUCAAACUACACCAUCCUGAAACAGGGCCUCAACAACAUCAUCCACAUAGACUUUGACUACAAGAAGGAAUUCAUCUAUUGGGUCGACUCAACCAGGCCGAGUGGGCGGAAGAUCAACAGAAUGCGCCUCAAUGGGAGCGACCUCAAGAUCGUCCACAGAACCGCGGUGCCCAGCGCCUUAGCAGUGGACUGGAUAGGAAAGAAUCUGUACUGGUGUGAUGCGGAAAGGAAAACGUUGGAAGUGUCCAAAGCCAACGGCCUCUACCCUACCGCCCUGAUCACAUCGAGCCUCAAGAACCCUACGGAUCUAGCUUUGGACCCCCAGACAGGGUACGUGUUCUGGGUAGACUGCUGUGAACCCCCUCACAUCGGGCGCAUUGGCAUGGACGGCCGAGGGCAGACGGUCAUCAUUGACACGGAGAUCUACAGCCCGACCGCUCUCACUAUCGACUACACCAACAAGAGGCUCUACUGGGCGGACGACAACCACAUCCUGCUUGCCAACAUGGAUGGCACCCAAAGACGAAAAGUGUCUUAUGAUCACAUCCAAGGGGUAAUGGCUCUGACUUUGUUUGAGGACUUUAUCUAUUGGACGGACGGAAAGUCCAAAUCGCUCCGACGUGCUCAUAAGACCACCGGCGCUCAAGGGAUGGAGCUCCUCAACUCCUGGCAAGCCAUCAAAUCCAUCAAGGUCUACCACUCCCUCCGCCAGCCUGAAGUUCCCAAGCACCAGUGUCAGAUCGCAAACGGAGGGUGCAGCCACCUGUGUCUUCUGUCCCCCGGCGGAGAACACAAAUGUGCCUGUCCCACUAAUUUCUACCUGGCUGCUGACAACAAGACCUGCCUCUCCAACUGCACCUCCAGUCAGUUUCGCUGUGGGACGGAUGAGUGCAUCCCUUUCUGGUGGAAGUGUGACACGGUGGACGACUGUGGGGACGGAUCGGAUGAGCCCACUGACUGCCCUGAAUUCAAAUGUCAACCCGGGCGUUUUCAGUGUGGAACCGGCCUUUGUGCUCUUCCUCCAUUCAUCUGUGAUGGCGAGAACGACUGUGGGGACAACUCCGAUGAAGCCAACUGUGAGACAUACAUCUGUCUGUCAGGCCAGUUCAAGUGCACCAGGAAACAGAAAUGCAUCCCUGUUAACCUCCGCUGCAACGGUCAGGAUGACUGCGGAGACGGAGAGGACGAGACGGACUGCCCUGAAAGCACCUGCUCCCCAGACCAGUUCCAGUGCAAGGCCUCCAUGCACUGCAUCUCCAAACUCUGGGUCUGUGAUGAGGACCCGGACUGCACAGACGGGUCGGACGAGGCUAAUUGCGAUGAAAAGACCUGUGGACCCCAUGAAUUCCGCUGCGAGAAUAACAACUGCAUCCCAGACCACUGGAGGUGUGACAGCCAGAAUGACUGCGGAGACAACUCAGACGAGGAGAACUGCAAACCAGUCACCUGCAACCACAAGGACUUUGCCUGCGCUAACGGAGACUGCAUCUCCUCCCGAUUCCGCUGUGAUGGAGACUAUGACUGCCUGGACAACUCGGACGAGAAAGGCUGUGAGGAACGCUGCGAGGAGGACCAGUUUCAAUGCCACAACAACCUCUGCAUCUCACUCAAGUGGCUGUGUGAUGGUCAAGAAGACUGCAAGAUGGGAGAAGAUGAGAAAAACUGCCAGGAAACAGCGGCCCCUUCGUGCUCCGUGAACGAGUACGUGUGUGCCAGCGGCGGGUGCGUGUCGGCCAGCCUGCGGUGCGAUGGACAUGACAACUGUCUGGACGGCUCCGAUGAGACUGGAUGCGUAAAGGAGUGCAGAGAAGACGAGUUCCUCUGCCUGAACCGGGCCCACUGCAUCCCUCGGCGCUGGCGCUGCGAUGACGCGCUGGACUGCAUGGACCACAGCGACGAGGAGAACUGCAGCCAGGGUGCUUUCUUCUGCCGGGCUGAUGAGUUCAUUUGCAACAACACCUUAUGCAAACUCCACACGUGGGUGUGUGACGGCAAAGACGAUUGUGGAGACAACUCUGACGAGGACUUAGACAUGUGUGCGAAGCUUCCCUGCCCUCCCACAAGGCCUUUCCGUUGCAGAAAUGAUCACGUGUGUCUACGCACGGACCAAGUCUGCAACAAAGUGGAUGACUGUGGUGACAACUCGGAUGAAGACAAGUGUGAGGUGGCGGCCGGAAGACCUCGGCCUUGUGGGAAGACCGAGUUCACCUGCAGCAACCAACGCUGCAUCCCGGCGCAGCUCCAGUGCGACCUCUUCAGUGACUGCGGCGACGGCGGCUCGGACGAGCGAGACUGCAAGGCCUCUUCCAGUGGUGAUGUAUGUGAAAAGAAAACAAAUCCAUGCGGAGAGGAUGCGAUUUGCAACCAAACAAAUGCUAAUGCCGUAUGCCAGUGCAAACUUGGCUUUAAAAGGAACCAACAGACAGGCCAAUGUGAAGAGAUAAAUGAAUGCCUGCAGUUUGACGCGUGUUCUCAAUACUGCACAAACACUAAAGGAUCUUUUAAGUGCACAUGUGACCGAAACUAUAAGGACAUCAAUGGGAAUUGUAUAGCAAAAGGACCAGAAGAUCGAGUGCUCUACAUUGCCAAUGACACCGAAAUCCGAAGCUUUGUGUAUCCAUUUAACCAGAGCCACGGACACAAACUGCUCACGCACAUCGAGGACAAUGCCCGCAUCAUAGGGAUGGACCUUCUGUUUCACCUCCAGAACUUUAUCUGGGCUACCCAGUUCAACCCUGGUGGAAUUUUUUACAAAGAAAAUCUAGAGAGAAGUCAAACUAAAACAAAUGUCGGAAACAUUUGUCCGGACUUCCGUCGACCCAGAGACAUCUCGGCCGACUGGAUAACAGGCAACGUGUACUGGACCGAUCACUCUCGCAUGCACUGGUUCAGCUAUUACACGGCCCACUGGACCAAGUUACGAUAUUCCAUAAAUGUGGGGCAACUCAAGGGACCCAAUUGCACCCGCUUGAUUACGGACAUCGCAGGAGAGCCGUACGCCAUCGCUGUGAACCCCGCCAGAGGUAUGAUGUACUGGAGUGUGAUAGGAGACCACUCUCACAUAGAGGAAUCCGCCAUGGACGGCUCCUUACGCAGAGUGCUCUUGGAAAAGAAUCUCAGGAGACCCACAGGGCUGGCCAUUGAUUAUUUCAACCAGCGAUUAUACUGGGCCGACCCCGAGCUCUCACAGAUCGGGAGCAUGAGAUUGGACGGCUCGGAUCCUUUGGUGGCAAUCAGCGAGAGACAAGGGAUUUCCCAACCGUACAGAAUAGAUAUAUUUGAAGACUACAUCUACGGAACUGGACUAAAACACGAGGUCUUCAAAAUCCACAAGUACGGCAAAGAGUCGGCGGAGUUUCUCCACUUGGGAAUGGAGAAGCCGACCAACGCUUUGGUCUCCCAUCGCUACAAACAACAAGAUGGAUCAAAUCCAUGCCUGAGAAUGUCUUGUGAUUUCAUGUGUCUGCUCAACCCAACUGGUGCCAGAUGUACCUGUCCAGAGGGGAAGGUAUUGGUCAAUGGCACCUGUAGCGAUGCCGUGAUCUCAGGUGAACUGUGCCGCCCGCCCUGCGAGAAUGGAGGCCGAUGCCUGGCCAAUGAGAAAGGAGACUGGAGGUGCUACUGCUGGCCCGACUUCUCGGGGGAGCGCUGUGAGGUCAACCACUGCACGGACUACUGCCUCAACGGAGGCACCUGCGGGGGCUCGCCCCUGGGUAAACCUACAUGCCGCUGCCCUGUUGGUUUCUCUGGACCCUUCUGUGAGAGGAGGAUAUGUGACCACUACUGUUUAAAUGGGGGAACAUGUGACAUCACUCAGGGGAACCAGCCGGUCUGCCGCUGCAUGGCAGAGUACACCGGGGAGCGCUGUCUUUACCACAUCUGCCAUCACUACUGCGUGAACUCCAAGGCCUGCACGCUAUCCAGUAGCGGUUACGUGGAGUGUGUGUGUCCCGCGAGGUUUGAGGGAAACAAGUGCGAGGUGGACAAGUGUCUUCGAUGCCACGGAGCUCCCUGCCUCAUUGACGAGGAGACGGGAGACGUGGUUUGCAAUUGCACAAAUGGCAGAAUAGCACCGAGCUGUCAGCUGUGUGACGGAUAUUGCUACAAUGGAGGCACCUGUCACCUGGACCCCGACACCAACCUGCCUUUCUGUCACUGCACGUCAGGGUUCAAGAACCAACGUUGUGAUGAGCUGGCCAACCCCUGCGAUUACUUCUGUCAGAAUGAGGGGAUGUGCACAUUAACAGCUCUUAACAAACCACGCUGCAAAUGUUCAGCCAAUUGGGCCGGAACGCAGUGUGAGAGACCCGCCCCUAAAAGCAGCAGGUCCGACAAUGCCAGAGGAGGGAGCUUCGCUAUCAUUGUGCCUCUGGUGCUGCUGGUGAUCUUGGUAGUGAUGGUGGUAGCGGGCGUUUUCAUCUGCAGACGCAGGCAAAGGGGGAAACGCGUCCAGAGGCAGCCGAUGACCAACGGGGGCAUCAACGUGGAGAUCGGGAACCCGUCGUACAACAUGUACGAAGUGGACCAUGACAACCACGCCGACGCUGGCAGCCUGCUGCGGCCCAACUUCACGCUGGACCCUCACAAGGGCUGGUGUGUAAAGUCCAGUGACUCCCACGACUUGGCCAUCAAUUCUGUGCCCAAGGAGGUAAUCCCCGGACAGCCCAUGAACUACUCCAACCCAGUUUAUGCAAAGAUCUACAUCGACGGGCAAAACUGCCGGAAACCGGUCAUCAGCAUUGAUGAGAGGAGAGAGCUACUCCCAAAGAAACUAGAGGGGACAAUUCACGAAACCGCCGCAUAGCCUAACUUUACACUUUGUACUUCUUUUUUUAACCACGUUGUACAAUGUGUAAUAUAAAGGAGGAAACCAGGAUUUCUCUCUUUCCUACGAGGCUCUUAGGUUUUCUGGUUUAGCAUCAGCAUAGUGUCCUUGUUGGUGUGCUAAAGAGAUUUAUUUUCCAUUUAAUGUCCUAAUGUUUGUCAAACAUAAAUUAUGACACUGAAGUUAAGCUGCUGAUUUGCAAAAACUAUUAACACCAUAAGCCACACUUGUGCACAGUUAAAAACCUUAAAAUGCAGUGCUAUGAGUUUGAACCCAUGACUGUUUCUAGUUCAAGUGGAAUCCGGACAGCGUGUCUUUAUUCGGAGGUAAAGAAAGAAGGUUGGCUCAAUUUUUCUGAACAAAUGUAAGUAUCGUCGAGCGGAGUUAAAGUGGUUUGAUGUUUCCACGGCUAAAGGAUUUUUUCUUUUUCACAUGUCCACCAAAACACUGAAGCCCGAUACUUGGGAGCUUUUGGUACCUGGAGGAUCUUCUUUAGUGGAUUUCCAGAUCAACGGUGUGUUUUUUUCUCACACGUUACGUUAUCUCGUCUCAUCCAGAUCUGGAUUCUGCAGCUCCGUCUGCCCCAUAACGCACCACAUCAACUUAUCUUUUUGGUGAAAGAGAUUGAAGCCGCCCUUGAAUGUUCCCGAAUCAGAUUCCCAGAUCCUGUACUGUACAAUGAAAAGACAGAUACUGAAUACCAUAUUUUUCUAGGUCUCACAUAUAUCAACAGAUUUAGACAAGGAAGAGAUUUAACGCGUCUACGAAAGCUUAUUAAGAGUCAUUAUCAACGCAUCUGACACUACAGAGAAGGAAGAUGAUGAAUAUAAGAAAUUUUAUAAUUUUGUAUUUGAUUUGUAUGUCGUUUGGCUGCUUGUAUUUUGAAGAACUGUAUUAAAUGUAAGUAAUUUUUAUAUAAAAAAAAUGUAAAUGGAUAUUGAAUAAAGGGGGCUUAUUUACA
This is a messenger RNA of Pungitius pungitius (ninespine stickleback), 14891 nucleotides long. It is a transcript of the gene lrp1bb, whose product is annotated as low density lipoprotein receptor-related protein 1Bb. The transcript has 91 exons. Lineage: Eukaryota; Metazoa; Chordata; Actinopteri; Perciformes; Gasterosteidae. Gene Ontology annotation, molecular function: protein binding; low-density lipoprotein particle receptor activity; calcium ion binding. The coding region runs from base 98 to 13909 and encodes 4603 amino acids. Gene Ontology annotation, cellular component: plasma membrane; signaling receptor complex. The record is from RefSeq and is a predicted model, not a curated record.